GAAUUUAGUUCGCUCAAAACCAGGAAGUUACAGAAAGCCUUCGUUUUCGGCUUUGAAAGACAGGCGAAGUGUUCAAGAGACAGAAACACUGAACUUGCUCUCGAGGGAGGCGGUGGUCUUUCGUCUUUCAUAAUGGAAAACAAAAUGGAGCAGGGAGCCAUAAAGGUUGGUGAAUCUCGGGUCAAGACUCUGCAGAGCGAAGUGAAUGGAGUCAAGGAGAUCAUGACCAAGAACGUGGAGCGCAUCCUGGAGCGCGGAGAGAGGCUGGAUGAUCUGAUGGGCAAGACCGAGGACCUGCAGGCUGACGCCCAGCACUUCAAGCACACCUCUACGAAGGUGGCCCGAUCGUACUGGUGGAAGAACGUCAAGAUGAUCAUAUGCAUCGUUGUUGUCGUUGUCAUCAUCAUCCUCAUCAUCAUCCUGUUGGCCACGGGGGUCAUCCCCACCUCGAGCUCCAAACCUUCUCCCUGAGUCCUCACUGCCUGUACGGCCUGGAGGUUUUUCUCACUCCACACACACACGCCAUGUCCCUCCGAGCUCCCCACUAACCUCUGGCCACUUGUAUUUUUUUGUUUGUUUGACAGAGGAGUGAGCUGAAGUAUUUGAAAUUGUGAUAAUUGAAAAGGAAAAGGGAGUGAGCCAUUUUCUCUGUAAAUGGUGCACCCCUGUACUCCUACUCAACCUGUGUGUGCCCCUUGAUUUACACAAUCUAACACAUCCCUGCCCCCCCUUGCAUCUCAGACAGGUUCGAUGAUGACUGCUCAGUCUGGAGCUGACCUGCCUGCUGUAUGCCACCUGUACUAACACAUCAGUUCACUAGAGGGCAUUAUAUCCUCCAAUUUGGAACUCACCCAUUUUGAUGUAGGAGUUUUUUUGCCAUUAUGUUUCCUCCCUUAUUUAUUUAACCACAUUUAUAUAUACAGGUAGGACUAUUCAAGUACUGUGUGUACAUCACAGACCAUUACAAAUACUCACAACUUGGUUAUAUGAAUAUUUUUUUCUGAAGUAAGCAAGAUCAUUAAUUCAGAUCUUACAGACUUAAGAAUUAUUGUAUACAUGUCAGUGUAUAUAUAUAUUUUUUUCUUGGGUAAACAGAUAUAGAGUUUACUAUAGUAUUAGUUUGUGCAAAUGUUAUGAAAAUUCAUUUUCACAGUGUUUUCCCAGACAUUCUGUAGGCAUGCAUGCCUGCACCGUGAUUAAGAAAACCAGUUCUGUUUUCUGGAAGGAACCUUUUUUUAGCUAGGAGAACAAUGUUACAAGAAUGUCCCUGAGCCUGAGUAAUUUUGCUCAGGCUCACAACUGGACAUAUUAGUUUAAAUUACAUUUAUAGUCAACAAAUGUUGGCAGUUACCUGGGCAGUGUCCUAAUCAAAGUUUGAUUGUAGAGAAAUAUACUUCAAAAAUCUGUCCACCUAAGUUACAUGGACAGAGGGUCUUUAAUAACGAAUAGUUAGAGGUGGCACUUUAAUGUUACACAUAAGCUGGAAUCUGGGAAGCAAUGUGUUUUUUCCCAUUCCAAAUAUGGAAAAGUCGCUUUGCAUUAUGAACUAAUAAUGUAUACCUUUUCCAUUUAUUCCUACCCUAAAAUGGCUGUUUAGGACUAACUUUAUGUCUUUUUCUGCCUUCAUUAUAUUCUAAUUCGGUGGUGAUUUACUUAACCGUACAGUACUUCAGGAGUUGAAGAGUGAACAGUAACCUGUAAAUUAUUAGCUGCACCUUAUCAAAGUGAAGUAUUUCAAUUCAUAUCAACAGACUACUGCUGCUUGAGCUAUAGUCUGUUUCUCCUGUUUGCACCAGAGUUGUCUAGGUUUCUGGGUCCACUUUCAACUUGUUCAAAGGUAAGGUGUGGCACUCAGUUUUGGAACCAGGUUUUUUACCCAAGAUAUUUUUGAAUAAAAAAAUAAAUUUUCUUGGCUAUUGUUCUACCAUCAUGCCAGAAAUGGUAUUUUAACUGUUUUGAUAAGAACUUCUAAAGAUACAUCACCAGCAGAAGUGCUGCAAUGACUGUUUGACAUUAGAGUUGAAAUGGUGAGAUGGAACCUGUGAUGCUAGUUCUGAGUAACCAAGCGAUAUCUAACACUUGUAUAUUGUUAAUGUUAUGUUACUCCACUGUCUGUUCAUUGCAGAAAUAAUUAUAAGAUACCUCCUAUAACCCUGUUACUGGCCAUGUGCACAAAAACUUUCUUUAAAAGAUUUUUUAAUGCUUUGAAUCAUUAAAUGCAUUUUUUCUCUCA
Molecule: messenger RNA, 2233 nt
Organism: Lepisosteus oculatus (spotted gar)
Lineage: Eukaryota; Metazoa; Chordata; Actinopteri; Semionotiformes; Lepisosteidae
Product: vesicle-associated membrane protein 8-like
Biological process (GO): vesicle fusion; SNARE complex assembly; mucus secretion
Cellular component (GO): plasma membrane; SNARE complex; mucin granule
Molecular function (GO): syntaxin binding; SNAP receptor activity
Source: RefSeq, a predicted model, not a curated record